This is a messenger RNA of Monosiga brevicollis MX1, 543 nucleotides long. RefSeq lists its product as uncharacterized. The transcript has 2 exons. Bases 1 to 543 code for a protein of 180 amino acids. Lineage: Eukaryota; Choanoflagellata; Craspedida; Salpingoecidae. The record is from RefSeq and is a predicted model, not a curated record.
AUGGUGGGCGUGCUUAUGGCUUGGCGGGUGGAGCGCAAGCGGGUGAAGGAGUUGCAGGCUUUGCUGGAUCGGAUGGAGCGGCUUCGCAAGGAAGAGCGGACCGGGCGCGCUGCCGGCAUUGCCAUUGCCGGUCAUGAUCUCGUGGAUGGCACCCCCGUCCUGGACAUUAAACCUUAUUUACCCCACGUCGAGGCCGUCCAGGACGCUACCCUCCCCGCCUGGGUCGAUGAAGAAAACACUCUCCUUGCCAUGAGCGUCGACUGGUUGCCUGCCGCCCUCGACCAGCUCGCUCAAUCCUGCACCCACCUCCCCUCCAAAAUCCCAUGGCGACAUCCCGCCACCCCGGCCCAGGCCUCCGCCACCCUGCUUCGGCGCCAAAUCGAUCAAAUUUUGCGCUUUGACAUUCGCAACCUCAACCAGCGACAACGUGCAGCCCCUGAAACCACCUAUCAUCUGCGCUACGCCGGCCUCAACCUUGCCUACCACAUUCAAGACCGCCGCAUCACCAUCCAUGCCUGCUCCCUCUCCUCAACAUCCGAUUGA